CGAUGUACGUAAGUACACCAUUACGCGCAUUUGCACACUCACAAUCAGUGGAGUUUCUCCGCGAAUUUCAAAAUCCGGCUCUUUUUCGUGAAAAAUGCUGACUUUCAACGAUAAUAAAGCUGGAAUGAAUGGACUGGAUAAGGAGAAAAUCACGAAAGUCAUCGAAGAAAACACAUCAGCGUCCUACUCGUCGUUUUCCAAAAAACAACAAUCAAGAAUUGAAGAGAAAGUUUUAGAAAUCAAAAAUCGUUUGCAAACAGCAACCAGAGAAGAAAGACAAAAAUCUGAGAUACUGAUGGAGAAUCUUGAGAUGAAACUGGAAUCAUCUAGAGAUUUAUCAAGAGACUGUGUUUGUAUAGAUAUGGAUGCUUAUUUUGCCGCAGUUGAAAUGAGAGAUAAUCCUGCACUGAGAACAGUUCCUAUGGCCGUAGGCUCAUCGGCAAUGCUGAGCACAUCCAACUACUUGGCUCGCCGUUUUGGAGUCCGUGCUGGAAUGCCUGGCUUCAUCUCAAAUAAACUUUGUCCGAGUCUAACGAUUGUUCCAGGAAAUUACCCUAAAUACACUAAAGUCAGUCGCCAAUUUUCACAAAUUUUCAUGGAAUACGAUUCGGAUGUUGGAAUGAUGUCAUUGGAUGAGGCAUUUAUAGAUUUGACAGACUAUGUGGCAAGUAAUACAGAAAAAAAAACCUUCAAGCGUCACAGAUUCGGCGGAGAUUGUCCAUGUUGGUUACCCCGUUUCGACGAGAAUGAAAAUACUUUGGAAGACUUGAAAAUCGAAGAAUCGAUCUGUCCAAAAUGCGAAAAAUCGCGGAAAAUCUACUACGACCAUGUGGAGUUCGGAACUGGACGAGAGGAGGCUGUUCGAGAAAUUCGAUUUCGAGUUGAACAACUCACGGGAUUAACAUGUUCUGCUGGAAUCGCAUCUAACUUUAUGCUCGCUAAGAUUUGUUCUGAUUUGAACAAACCAAAUGGUCAAUAUGUGUUAGAAAAUGAUAAAAACGCGAUUAUGGAGUUUUUGAAGGAUUUACCGAUUCGUAAGGUUGGAGGAAUUGGUCGUGUAUGCGAAGCUCAACUGAAAGCAAUGGAUAUUCAAACUGUUGGUGAUAUGAAUCUGAAGAAGAACCUAUACCCUUUGUGUUUCACGCCUCUCUCACAAGAAUCUUUCCUUCGAACGGCUCUCGGACUGCCAGGUCGUCCAUCUGAAUCGGAUCCACGAAGAAAAAGCAUUUCAGUUGAGAGAACUUUUUCUCCAACUUCGGAUUUCAACAUCCUCCUAGAAGAGCAUCAAGAAAUCUGUAGAAUGCUUGAAGAAGAUGUUCGUAAAUCAGGAAUUGUCGGAGGAAAAACUGUAACUCUAAAAUUAAAAUUAUCUUCAUUCGAUGUUCUCACAAGAUCGUUGACACCUUCUGAUGUGGUGAAGUCACUUGAAGAUAUUCAAAAGUUCUCACUGGAGUUGUUGGAAAAAGAAAAAGGAAAAGAAAUUCGAUUGUUAGGAGUCAGAUUAUCACAAUUGAUAUUUGAAGAAGAUGAGAAAAAAAGAAGCAAAACGAUCACAGAGUUUUGGAAUGAGAAAAAACUUCAAAUUCAAAAUCUACAAGGAUCGGAAAACGUCGACGAUGAUGAUGUCAUAAUGAUGGAUACUCGUCCUUGUCCCAUUUGUGGAACUGAUGUCGAAAAUCGUUUAGACGUUAUGAACUGCCACGUCGAUGAGUGUAUUCUGAAAGUGCAAAACGAUGACGGACCCGAGUUAAUUUGCGUUUCUGUGGAAAAUAAAUCAACGCAGAAACCAGAAAGACCUUCUACGAAAAAGCGAAAACUUCAAGAGAAGAGACCAAAAGCGAAGAAAAUGGUGACAAUCGACUCAUUUUGGAAGAAAAGUGGUUAAAAAGAAUAUAAUUCUAACUGUUACUAACUGUGAUUAAUCUAUACAUCCCCUUCUAAUUUUUGUUAUCCAUGUGUAUAUUGUCAUGAAUCGUUUGAAUGAAAAUCAACUUUAUUCAAAAAAGAAAAACAAUGAAAAGUCAUGAGAUAA
Molecule: messenger RNA, 2032 nt
Organism: Caenorhabditis elegans
Lineage: Eukaryota; Metazoa; Nematoda; Chromadorea; Rhabditida; Rhabditidae
Gene: polk-1
Product: DNA polymerase kappa
Exons: 6
Coding region: 95-1885 (596 amino acids)
Biological process (GO): DNA repair; DNA damage response; DNA metabolic process
Cellular component (GO): nucleus
Molecular function (GO): DNA-directed DNA polymerase activity; DNA polymerase activity; damaged DNA binding
Source: RefSeq, marked reviewed